Molecule: messenger RNA, 2379 nt
Organism: Adineta ricciae
Lineage: Eukaryota; Metazoa; Rotifera; Eurotatoria; Adinetida; Adinetidae
Source: the annotation of a GenBank genome assembly
AUGUCCGUAGCAAUCGAUUCCAUUAAGGUUUAUAUAAACCAAUUUAUUCAUAAUUUCGACUAUGUCGACGCUGUCUUUCUUGCUGAACGUUUAUACGCUGAAGUAAAAAACGAUGAAUCGACUUAUUUAUUAGCACGUACUUAUUAUUUGAGUGGUGAUGUGAAUAAAUCUUAUUGGCUAUUGCGGAAUUCUUCAAUAGAACACUUGCCAGUCGCCAAACUGCUUUUAGCAAAAUGUUGCUUCGAUACAGAUAAAUUGCAUGAAGCUGAAUCAGUACUAAUUGGAAAUUGCUCAUCGAUAAAUACACUAGCACUAGAUGACUUCGUCAUUGAUCAUAAUGAUCAAGCAGCUUUUGCGUUGCAAUUACUUGCAAAAGUUUGCGAAAAAUCCGAUCGUCAUCAAAAAGCAAGCGAAUGUUAUCGAAAAUCUUUGAAACUCAAUCCAUUUCUAUGGUCAUCCUUUGAAGCUCUUUGCCGUUUGGGCGAACGCGUUGAUACAAGUAUAUUUUGCUCCUCAGCUAUAAAAUCCAAUCGAACAAUCUCAGAAGCCAAUCAACCGCAAAUAUGUGUGACACCAUAUACUGAACAAAUAAAAGAUAUUCAAAGUGAAAAUCAAGCUAUCGAUAAUUCGAUGAAUACAAGUACAAAUCAAGCAAUCAAAGAACGGCAACAACCACGCAUAUUACAGGCACCAGCAACCGUAAUGAAACUAACUGAUUCUAUACUCAAUGUUGGUUCAGCAAAUAUUUCCGCUCUGAUUACGUCAACACCCAUCGCUUUACUUGCUGAACAACUACAAGAUAACGAUAAAUAUACUCCGCCAACUAUUAAACCACCAGAUUACAUUCCUUCCUUACGCAAUCCUCCAUUAGCACCCAAAAGACAGAAUACUCGAAAUGUACAACAGUACGGAUUCGAUGACACAGCCGCAUCCGGAUCGACGGCGACACUUAUACAUAGACAUGAACUGGCCUCGACCUCACUAAGUGAUACUCGAAAAACGAUUGGCACACGAAAGGAAAACAAAUCCACUCGCGCGCCAACAAAACGUACAACACGUUUAACAAAAACCACCAGUCGUCCACCAUGUGCAGAUAUGAGUAUAACCACACCAGCAACUCCAGCUGAAUCACCAAACAAAAUGACAACUAGAUCUCAGGUGCGAUCGAAUAAUUCAAGUUUAAAUUGUGCCAUCGAUAGUGAAUUUGUUGGUAAACGCGACCGACAAAGAAAAAGUCAAUCAAGUCAACAUCAACGUACGCCAGAAAUUGUUGAAAAUAUUAUCAACGUAUUCAAAUUACUUGGUCAAGGUCUUCAACAUUUAUCUCAAUUUGAAUGUCGACAAGCAAUCGAAUUAUUUGAAUCGAUAUCACUGAAACACCUCGACACACCAUGGGUUCUGUCCCAUUUAGCUAACUGUUAUUACCAUUUACAUGAUUACCAGAAGUCCGCAUUGAUCUAUCGAGAAUUACGUACAAAGUAUCCAUAUCACAUCGAUGGACUAGAAUAUUAUAGUACAGUUCUAUGGCAUUUGAAAGACGAUAUUGCAUUGGCAACAUUAGCACAUGAAUUAACUGAAACAGAUCGUAAACAUCCAGCUAGUUGGUGUGCAUCUGGCAAUUGUCUUAGUUUGAAUCAUGAGUACGACAAAGCUAUUCAAGCAUUCAAACGUGCUAUACAACUAGCGCCUGAGUCGGAUUAUGCAUAUACACUGCUGGGUAAUGAAUAUUCACUUAUCGAUGAACUGGAACGUGCUAUGGCAUGUUUUCGAAAGGCGAUUCAAUUGAAUCCACGGAGUUACAAAGCUUGGAAUGGUGUAGCGAUGGUUUAUUUAAAACAGGAAAAAUUUCAAUCAGCUGAAUUUCAUUUCACAAAAGCAAAAAGCAUCUUUCGAACGAAUCCUGAUCUUAUCUGUCAUUUAGCAGUGGCUCAACACAAAUGUGGUCGAUCUGAAAGUGCACUAACAUUACUGAACGAUGCGCUGAUAAUUGAUUCCAAAAAUGCUCUAUGUAAAUUUCAUAAAGCUGGUCUAUUAUUACAUCUUGAGCGAUAUCAAGAAGCAUUGACAGAACUAGAAGAAUUACGACAAAUCGCACCGAAAGAAUCGCUUGUUUAUUAUCUACUUAGUAAAGUUCAUCGGCAUUUGAAGAAUUUUCAUUAUUCCUACAUGUACAUGUCAUGGAGUAUGGACCUCGAUCCGAAAGGUGCCAAUAAUCAACUAAAAGAGAAUGCCGAUAAAUUUUAUUCGAAAGACGAAGAUCUCCUUCUCGGCAUGGAAGACAUGGCCUCUUCAGUAACAGAUGACGAUAACAGUCAAAUGCAAUCGCAAAGUUCUCUACAAGAUAUCCAACCGAUGGACUCAAGCGAAGAAAUUCUUUGA